Messenger RNA from Amphiprion ocellaris (clown anemonefish), 5177 nucleotides. Its product is annotated as SPARC (osteonectin), cwcv and kazal like domains proteoglycan 2. The record is from RefSeq and is a predicted model, not a curated record. The transcript has 9 exons. Gene Ontology annotation, molecular function: calcium ion binding; protein binding. Lineage: Eukaryota; Metazoa; Chordata; Actinopteri; Pomacentridae. The coding region runs from base 29 to 1027 and encodes 332 amino acids.
ACCUUUGUUCUAAAAUUGUGUUGCAUGAAUGAUUAAAUCCAUUAAUUCACACACACACACACAUAUAUAUAUAUAUAUAUAUAUUGUCUUUCAGGAUGACUACAUCAAAAACAUGGAGGAGAACACUGGUUCUGAUGAAACCGUGGACACCACCAAGGACCCGUGCCAGAAUGUGAAGUGCAGCCGCCAUAAGGUGUGCGUUGCUCAGGGCUACCAGAGGGCCAUGUGUGUCAAUCGCAAGAAACUGGAGCAAAGAGUCAAGCAGUCGGGGCAGCUGGAGGCUCAUGAAAGCAGCUGCAAGCCUUGUCCUGUGGUUGCUUCUUCACCUGUGUGCGGCUCUGAUGGACACAACUACGCUUCAGAGUGUAAGUUGGAGCAGCAGGCCUGCCUCACAGGCAAAGACCUGAGCAUCAUGUGUUCUGGAUUCUGUCCCUGCGCCACGACUCCUGUUACCGUCACAAACGCUGACACCAAACGUGAGAGCUGCACUGGCCAGGACCUGGCAGACCUGGGUGACCGCCUCAGAGACUGGUUCCAACUCCUUCAUGGCAACGCAAAGCAGAAUAACUCUGGCAAACCUGGAGCUGGCACCGCUUCAGUGCUGGACAAGAGUCUGGUCGCCAGCUGCAAGGACUCCAUCGGCUGGAUGUUCUCCAGGCUUGACACCAACGGCGACCUGUAUCUGGACCAAGCUGAGCUGGCUGCCAUUAAUCUGGACAAGUAUGAAGUCUGCAUCCGACCCUUCUUCAACUCCUGCGACAGCUACAAGGAUGGGAAGGUGUCUACGGCAGAGUGGUGCCUCUGCUUCUGGAGAGAAAAGCCGCCAUGCCUCGCUGAGCUGGAGAGGAUCCAAGUGCAGGAGGCGGCCAAGAAGAAGCCUGGGAUGUACAUUCCCAGCUGCGACGAGGACGGCUACUACAGGAAAGUGCAGUGCGAUCAGAGCCGAGGGGAAUGUUGGUGCGUCGACCAGCACGGCGGGGAGAUGAUGGGCACCAGAAUCCAUGGCAACCCCGACUGCGGUUUCUGAAGGGGAUUUUGACGUUAUUUUGGCUCAGCGCUCAGUGUGGAAGAUGUCUUUUGUUUGAAUCUCUCUCUCCGCUAAUCCUGAAGUCAGAAUACAUCUUUGGCUUUAUGCUUUGAAGGCAGAGGCUGCAUAUCUGGAGAUUAAAUGAAGUAAAAUUAAUCUCCUCUAUUUAGUCGUUUGUCUGCGUAAUCGUUUUAAAAUCUAAUCUCGGCCAUCUUAAUUUGAUGUCAGACAAGCAUGAAGCUGCUCAACACAAUCACCGUGAGUCCUUACGUUUCAUUACUCGCUUCCAAAUCAAGCUGUUGGUCUAUUAAAUAAUAAAUAAUGCAACACGGAAGUGAGCAUAUCUACAUUCUUGCAUAAUGUCUGGCUGCUCGUGUUGUAAUCAGGUGUGAUGUAACCUAAUUAACAAGCCAAGCAACUCAAUUAACUCUCGCAUUAAUUACACUUUUAGGACAGUAACCACUUUGAAAAGUUUGCAUAGAAGAAUUGAAGGACUAAAAGGGGUAUACUCUUAAUAAUACGGCUUGAAAUUUGGGCUGGCUGACAGUGACAAAGAGACAAACUCUUUGUCAUGCUUCAUGAGAAAGUGUCAAUUAAAUCCCUUCUUGUUAAGCCAGACGUCUGCAUGUCAGUCAAUGUACUGGGAUAACCAUCUGAAACCUUCCCCAUAGCCUUGUUUCUUCAACACGCUGCACAUGAAGAUCUCCAGCGGCCGAACGUUCAGCUCCUUCAAAGAGACGUUUCCCUGUCGAUAACAGUAAGGAUAAAUGGGGAUGAGUCAUCGGGUAGUGGUGCAUGUGCCCAACCAUACAGAGACAUCAUAUUAAUCCUUAAAACGCCCACCUUUCCGGUAACUUGACCAUCAAGAGCAAAAGCUCCUCUCAGUCCUCCUUCACUGAUGGCUUCAGGACGGUCGAUUUUAUUACCCAACACCAACACCGGUACGUUGACGAUGGUCUCGUCUGAUAGGAGAGCCUAAAAAAUUACAAGAGCAGCACAAUCUUCAUCAAUCCAUUGUUAAGAAACAACAGUCUGUGUAGCUCAAACCAGCAAUUUUUAAUCUUACGUCAAGUUCCGUCUUGGAUUCUGUGAGUCUGUCGUGAUCUGCACAGUCUACAAGGAAGACGACUCCAUUCACAGCUGGAAGGUAGUUCUUCCAGACUCUCCGAGCUACGAACACAGGAAAGACAGUUUGUGCAUUUGCUCUUGUUGCAGUAAUUCAGCAUGAUUAUUUUUUAGUUUGUAAUGCUGCAGUGUAACUCUGAACUGGUGACAGUUUAAUUGCGUCCUUCACUGUCUCUGUGUACAAGCAAGAUCAAUCUUUAAUCUAUAGGAAUGGUGGUUCACAGGUGCUCAUAUCUAAAUGACUAAGUUUAACUGAAAACAUACCGACAUUGAUAGACUGUUUUCAGUUAAUCUGGCCAGCAGGUUUUGAUGCUAUGCUAGGGAUUAAAGUCACCAACUCUAUGAACUAAUACCACUGAUAAAAGGUGUUAAUUGUCUCAUCUUAAGGACUAACCAGACAACAUAAGUGGACAGUGGGAUUUGGAUUUGGCCGUACUCUCCUAAAGUACAUCUUUAGCAGCACCUCUACACAGCAACACAUGUUCUGUUCAUUUCUGCUGUGUACAACACACCAGGCUCAGAAGCUCUAUUUGAUGUACCAUCAGAAAUCAUUUGCAGCCACAAAAAUGUUAAAUUACACAUAAUGACAACUGAUCACGACCACGGGGCUUGUAGACACACCAUGUGGCAGCCAUGAGAACUGAUUUGUCAUCUUGUAUGUUUUCCUGUACAGGUCUCUGAUGACAGCAGUGAAAAAUGCAAGUGGAAAAAAACAAGCUUCAUCUUUUUAGCCACAUCUUUAUUUUGUGAUCUAGUAAACCAGCAGUUUUUCUCUCCUCUGUAAAGACUUUGUUUUGCAUUUUAUCACAAAUUAAAUGCAAUUACACGUGCUUACAUGGUUGUGAAUGUAUAAGGCAGUCUGAUCAUGUAUCCACAUAGUGGUGAGGUAGUGCUAAGACAACAUUAUUUAAAUCCUAGCACGAAUGACCUUCAAAAAACUAUUUGUAUAAUGUGAUAUUUAGCCAAAAUCUGUUGUAGCUACAAAUUAAACAACUGCAUAGUGUUUCAUUGCUAGCAGGAAGAUAGAUCUUACCUUGGACAUGUCCUCCCAGAUCAAAUGUAGUAAAUGUCAUUCCACCGAUUGUCAGCUCCUCUGAAGCUUUGUGGGAAAGAAAAUAAAACUGUCUUUUAUGUCUGAGUGACCACAAGACUGAGAAUCAUGGGAUUAAUCAAGACACAAUGAAAUCUAAAUAUUCUUGCUUAAAAAUCGCCCUGCAGGUGAUUCUACGACACAACAUGUCAGAGAGUCGCACCUAUGAUUUACAGUAUAACAAUAUCAAAGUAGAAAGAAAAUGUACCUAAAUUUGAGCAAAAUGCAACAUAUUGAACAGCUUCAUAUUAUGAUAUUUUCAGUGGAGAGCUAAAUAACAACCUGUGGCAUAAAAUAAUCGAAAAUCUUAACCGACGCCAGUGACAUCAAAGUAGGAUGUCACACCACUGUCUAAACAGAAAUGUCCUCUUACUUGGAUGCAGCGUUGGCACAUGCUGGCCAAGUCGGUCAUCUUUCAGCAUGUGCAGGAGCGUUGUUUUACCAGCGUUGUCCAGGCCGAGGAAAACCAGCUUCCCAGACUUUUUGUACAGGCCUGGACGAAAGCCCAAAUGGAAUAAUUGCUAUACAUUUAAUUCCUUCAUGAAUAUAGAUUACUGCAGUCUCUUUCACACUUGCAGCUCUGCAGUAUUCUGUGACUUGUGGUUAUUUGGGUUUGCACUGUCUGGACAACAUACAACACUUGAAUACUGCUAACGUGAAUUAUUUAACAAUGCACACCAAGCUUAGGAUUUCAAUACUUUUCUGAAACUGUGAAAUCAUUGCAGGCCAACAGGCAAUACUCACCCAAGAAUUGUAAAACACUACUAAACCCCCUGUAGAUCCAAUCAAAUAAAAAUGACAUCUUGACAGCGUGUGCCUGAAGCAAGAAAAAGCACAGGUUAUUCCAUAAUACCGCUAAGAGUUACAGAAACACAGACAUGCCUACUUUUACACAGUGCCUUCACUUAUUUUCCACAUUUUUGAGGGCACAGUUGUUAUUGUGUGUUUCAUCAAAUGUUUUGCUAGCGCCUCUGUGUAAGGAGGACAAAAUAUUAGAAACAUUCAUCAACAUUAUGCAGAAAAAAUGGCAGAAAAUUGGAUUAUGUUAGCAGAUACACAAAAACUUAAUGUAUGUGAAUAUUUCAAGAUUCAAGAAUACAGUAUGGGGAAUAAAAUGCAACAAUUAUGUAGAAUAAAUUGUUAUAUCUACUGUUUGCAGAGUGAUAGGCCUUUUUAAUUUCAUCUUGUCAUGGCAGAAAAAACACAGGUGUGAUGAAUGGCAUUAAAAUGACAAAAAUCUACUUAGCUGAGCCAGUAGGUCCAGUAUUUUGGAUGUUGACUCUUUGUAAUGACUUAUUAAGACACUCGAUUGAACUAAGCUAUUAUUAAGCAGAUUUGUUUCACUUGCGCUUUUCCUAUUAUUAAAGCAACUUCAUUGCUCGGCACUUUGCACGUUCAUUUUAUUGUCUAUGUUGUGUUUUGUCAUGACCCUGUUUGUCUGGAGCACAGUGUUAUAUUGUUAUAUUGUCUAGUAUAGGUCCCUUAGUGUUGUUUGUCAGUGACUCAAUGUUGUCUUGUUAUGUUAUUUAAGGACAGGUCUCUCUGGAGAAUGAGACUCAGUGUCUCAAUGAGACUACCUGUAUAAAUAAAGGCUAAAUUAAAAAAACAACAACAUAUCUUGUCAAAAGGUGUAGUAGCUUUAUGCAUGGCGUCAUACAGGUGUUAUUCCACAUCCUGCUCUAGAUAUUUGUGACAUAACACUACCUCUAUCCAGGCGUGUAGCAGGUGGCUAACAGCUAUGUUACCUUUAACCAAAUGAAAUGUCUACAAAGACUAAUGGGUCGUUUAGACUGAAUCCACCUGAAAGCAGACAAUAAGUCUCCCUAAAUGACUGAUCAGCUUCAACAACAUUUCUACUUAACAUCGCUUCUUUUUGCUAUUUGUAUGUCUAUGUGACACACUGUGAAAUAACAAAUAAAAUCGGCACAAACGUUG